AUGGAAGAAGAGAGUAUACUUCAUCUAUUGUUUGCUUGUCAAUUCUCUAGAUCUAUUUUCCAAGCUAGUCCUAUACAAAUAUCGAUUCCAGAUUGUCUAGAGCCAAGUAAGAUCAUUCAAAACUGGUUAGAAAAACAAGAUAAGGGAGUUACUUUAAAUCUGGGUGCCUGCAUUUUGUGGAACGUAUGGAAGACAAGAAAUGAUGUUGUCUUUAACGACACCAAUCCUUUAGUUCAUAAGUGCAUCUUCAAUGCUCUCCAGGACUUCAAGUUCUUUGAUGAGAAAAAUGAUGUUAACUACACCGCUGCUAAUCAGAUUUCUCAAAACAAAUCAAACUGUGUUUGUGAAAUUCCCUCUUCUCCGUUCGUUAAAAUCAACGUAGAUGCAACUCUUGAUGGAGGCAGAUGUGCAGCAGGAGUAGUGGCUCGAGAUUCUUUUGGUAUUUAUUUGGGCAGUGGUACUAUAUGUUUUGAUGCCUCUUCUCAGGCAGUAACAGAAGCAAAGGCAUAUAAGUUAGGUCUACAGCUUGCUCAGAGACUACAACUUUCAAAGAUCAUUGUGAGAGGGGAUGCCACGGCUAUCCCAAUGGCCAUUACAGGAAAUAUUCAAGGCAUUCCUUGGUGUAUGCUCUCUAUUAUCUUGUAUACUAAAGAUCGCAUAAAGGACUUCAGUGAGGCUACUAGAUUCAUUGUUGUCCCGAAAUGCGCAAAUUCAAUAUCUCAUGACUUAUAUCUAUUUGCAAUAUCCAAUUAUGUAAACAGAUGA
Molecule: messenger RNA, 765 nt
Organism: Papaver somniferum (opium poppy)
Lineage: Eukaryota; Viridiplantae; Streptophyta; Magnoliopsida; Ranunculales; Papaveraceae
Exons: 1
Coding region: 1-765 (254 amino acids)
Molecular function (GO): nucleic acid binding; RNA-DNA hybrid ribonuclease activity
Source: RefSeq, a predicted model, not a curated record